Messenger RNA from Ruditapes philippinarum (Manila clam), 1640 nucleotides. RefSeq names its product midasin-like. The record is from RefSeq and is a predicted model, not a curated record. Gene Ontology annotation, cellular component: preribosome, large subunit precursor. Gene Ontology annotation, biological process: ribosomal large subunit assembly; rRNA processing. Lineage: Eukaryota; Metazoa; Mollusca; Bivalvia; Venerida; Veneridae.
GAUAACUAUGACGAUGACCAAGUUGACCCCUAUCAUGGUAAACAGGAAGAACAGCAGGCCCCUGAUGACUUUGACCUUCCAGAUGACCUUAACCUUGAUGAUGACAAUGAUGAUGGUGGUAAAGAUGAUGAAAAGGAAAUGGAAGAAAAAGGUCAAGAGAAGGAGGACGACACUGCUCUACCCCCAGAAGAUACUCCUGACAAUGCUGAAGAUGAACAGAAAGUAGAAACUGAGGAUAAACAUGAACAAGAGACUGGAGAAGAUGGUGAAGAUAAAGGAGAGGAAACAAACGAGGAGGAGAAGACUAAUGAUGGUACUGAUACAGCUGAUAAUGACGAGAGACAAGAACAAGAUGGUGAAGAUGAUCCCGGAUUUACACCUCAAGAUGAGUCAGCAGUUGAUGCAGAAGAGAAUGAGAAACAAAAUGAAGCGGACGACAAAACACCAUCAGUGGAGCAUUAUGGGAAAACUUCCCAUGAUGCCACAGAGAAUGUAGAGCAGAGUGAAACAGCAAAGGAUACUGCUGGCGAGACGCCAGAAAAUGAGCAACAAGAGGUGGAUGGUUCAGGUCAAGCAAGUGCAGACCAAGUUGAAGGUCAUCAAGGUCAAAAGUCAACCAGAGUUGCAGACGCAUCUUCUAGUGGGAAAAGAAAACAGCAGGAAAGACAGCCCGGGAAAUCUGACAGUGAGAGGUCAUUGGGGUCAUCAGAUCAGAAAUACAAGAAACUAAAAACUACAGACUCUACCCUGGAUAAACAGGAGGGAACAGAAGAUAACCAGGAGUCAGAAGAACAGAAUAAAUCUGACCUAUAUGAACAUGUAAAAGACUCCAAGUCCCAUCAUGAUGCGCAGACACUAGAUGUCGCCACUGCUGAACAACAAGAGGAACAGGGGCAGAUCACUCACGAAAAUGAGGAAGAUAACUCUGAUGUUGAUGGUGAUGAGGAAAUGGCAGAAGAUGAAAAGGAUACAGAGGAUACUGGAAGAUUGGAUGAUCUGCUGUCUACUAAACUAAAGAAGAAAUCCAGAACUGAAGCAGAAAGGGAUGGAGAGGAAUCUGAGGAUAAAUGUGAAGCAGACGGCGAAAUUCAUGAACUGCCAGGGGAGAGAAUCUUGACUGAUACUGUUGCCAGGGGAAGCGACUCUACAAUACAUACUGCUAUGGAGCAUCUGUAUUUAGAUAGUAAUAUAUUUGACCUUGAGAGUCUGAGGUCAGAGUUGGAGAACCAGCUCGGAUCAUGGACACAGUCUAACCUUCCAGCUGACACAGAUGCUGAGAGUGCAGCCAGUGAGUUAUGGCACAGAUACGAGGCAUUAACUUCCAGUCUGGCACAGGAUCUAUGUGAACAAUUACGUCUAGUGCUAGAGCCUUCACAAGCCACCAAACUCAAGGGAGAUUAUAGGACGGGGAAGAGAUUAAACAUGAGGAAGGUUAUACCUUAUAUAGCCAGUCAGUUUAGGAAAGAUAAAAUCUGGCUACGGAGAACAAAGCCCAGCAAACGACAGUACCAGAUUAUGCUGGCUAUAGAUGAUUCCUCUAGUAUGGUGGAUAAUCAUUCUAAACAGAUGGCCUUUGAAUCCCUUGCACUAAUAUCAAAUGCACUGACCUUACUAGAGUCUGGACAACUUUCAAUAUGCAG